AGCAAGAGGAUGAGCAGCAUCAUCGUCAUCAGCAACAGCAGCAUCGAUCAGUAAUGCCGUCGUCGUCGGCAGCCGUAGCCGAACAAAUGCUGAUGCAUCAGAGGCAGCUCGGACAACUCCAUCAUGUGCAGAGCGACGGUUCCCUGUCGUCGGCCGGCUCGAAUCUGUCGGCGGGCGUCGACGGCUCGUCGGGCGAAUCGGCCACCGAGGACGACUCCGAGGGCAACGGCGUCGACGGCGGCGAGCCAGCCUGCAGCAUCACCCUCAUCGAGCGCCUCAUACGAUCCCAUCCGAUCUGGUUCCUGCCGGGUAUUCAGCGAGCCGGCGCCUUUCACCUGCUCCAAGGCAAAGAGGAAGGGAACUUCGUCGUGCGACAAUCAAGCCAGAGCGACACUAUGGCGCUGUCGGUUAGAUUGCCGGCCGGCAAAGGACCUUACAUCGAGCAUUACCUCAUACAGGCCAACAAAGGCAAGCUCAGCCUGGAGACGAGCGAGAAUAGGUUCGACAACAUACCCUCGCUCAUCGCCCAUUACUCCCAGUGCUGCGACGAGUUGCCGGUGCAACUGACACUGCCCCGAGCGAUGCGCGAGGCCAAGAAUAGACAGCAGCUAUCCUCCCUGGCGCUGCUCGGCCAAGAGUUUUGGAGAUACCCCAUGGCCAACCCCAAGGGGCCGCCCGACAGCACCGGCAGCAGCAACACCUCGAGCCUCGGCAGCUUUCGAGCCGGCAAGAAUAAUAACAAUAAUGGCUCGUCGACCCCUUCGACCGAAAGUAUUAUACUCAAUUUGACGCCGAUCUCGUCCAAAGAUUCCGCUACCAUGUCCCCUGCGUCGAACCAUUCGACCACGUCGACGUUUAAUCCUGCACUGCCGCGCCAACCACGGCCGACGCCGCCCAACACCCUCAACUUGACGACGUUCAACGAGCCGAUGAAUCGUCGCCCGCUGCCGAAACUUUCGCCCAACGACAAGCUGUGCCAGCGGCUCAUCUCGCCGAAUCUCGUGCAGAGCCUCGUGCAGAGAUCGCCGUCGCCGCUCGUGCACAACGUCGACGCCAACGUGCUCAGUCCCGGCUCGGUCGGCAGCGAUAGCUUCGGGCACAACAACAACAGCAGCAGCAGCAGCGGCAGCGGCAGCAGCAACAAUAGUCAUUCCAAUGCUUCGAGCGCCACGUCGAAUUUCCAUCGGAACAUAGCGUCGAGCUUUCAUAAAAUGUCAUCGCCCACUAUCGCGCAGACGCCCGGGGGUCAAAUGAAGAGUCCUCCGCCGCCACCGCCACCGAGAUGGGCCAAGCCGACUCAGCAGCAGCAACAGAAGAGCAGCAGCUUCAUUGCGACUACAACGAUAAAUGUCAAUCAGAGCGACGAUCAGUCGACGCCGUCGGAAUCGAACACGCCGUCGCUCAUGUCGCCUCAGAGCGCGUCGAACAAAUCGCUGGCCUCGAACAAGUCAUCGUCGGCGCACUCGUCGGGACAUUCGCCAUUGACGCCGAAUCUAUCCUCGAGCUCGUCGACUAAGCACACUACGUCGAACGGCAGUGGUCGGCAGUCGCACAUCCUCUCGCCGAAUACACCGUCGCCUGGCGCCACCAAAUCGUCCUCGUCGUCGUCGCGCAGACGCAAGGAGCAGCGAGACGCACGCAAGAAUUCCCAGCACUAUCGCGAAUCGGACAUUCUGGACUCGUAUUAUCGCAGCUCUCCGGCGGACAAGGCAUCAGAUUACGAGGAUAUCUGGAAUUCGACCGAUCAAUCGAAUCCCCCCACGUGGUCGACCAAGGAGGCUAUAUCGAAGAGCUACAAUGAAGAGAACUCGUCUAAGAUAAAGAGCGAAACGAAGGAUAAGCUUCUUACACCGGUAGAAAAAGUUAGAAAUCUCGAGCAAGGCAGCGAUAAGCUCAUCAUUAGAAACGACAAAGUUAAUGCCAAUGAAAAGAUGAGUUACAAAGAAAUCACGAGUCCGGAGUUCAGUAGUUUUAAGCCACUUCAAGAGUCAAAGAUUAGCCACGAGAGUACCCCAACACCCGACGAUAAUAAUGCCAUUGGAAAGAGACCUGACUUGUUGUCUAGAGUUUGCAGCGCGAACUCUCUGAACAGCCCGACUUGUCUCACACCCCCUCGCAAUAAAUUCGGACUGGCGGUGCUCACCAGAUCCGAAAACAACAGCCCAAUGGCACCGGAAUUGAAGCAGGCUAGUCCGUUCUACGCCGAGCCAGCCGACGCGAUUCCCCGGCCUACUCUCGGCCAAGUGACUCGAAGACGGCCGAAACCGCUCAACUCGGUGGCGAGCAAAUUUCGACACAGCGAACCCGGCUGGCUGCAGACUCAACUGUCGAUGAACUGCAAUCUCGGCAACAACGGGCUUCAUCCUAUCGACUGGGACGACUCCGAAGAGGCCGAAGAUAAAACGCCGCUCAUAUCUUCGUCAGUGGAUAAUCUGGCUAAAAGACUCAGUGGAAAGGAUCAGAAGAAAUGUCUGCCUUGCCAAGCCAAGCCUGUGCAGCCACCUCGAAUCAAACACAAAAUAUUCAGCGACACAUCGUGGGCAGUCGAUUCAAGUUGGGAGUUCAUCGGAAACGAUGCAGAUGGUUGCGAACCAGACUACGACUGUGAUCCGGAUUACGAUUUAGACAAUUCGAAUAAGAAGUUUGCCGACAACGAGCACGAAGAGCGCGUGUUGCGCAAUGCUCUGACAGCGCGUAGCAUCAUACUUCAAAGAUAUCCAGAGCUGCUCAAAUCUCCGGACAAUGGCACGAGUGUUUCUAGCGAUCGAAAUUCUUCGUACGAUAAUGUGGAAAAGCGCCAAAUUGCCGGUUCGACCAGCACGAUGACAACGACCACAACAACACUUACGAACUCGACUCUAACUAUGGACCAGCAGAAGAAAAAUAACUCGAAUCACGACGAACGCGAUAGUUAUCAAAGAUCCGAGAGCGAAAUGAUACUGGACCAGGAAGAUAGAAAUUUCGAGCGCAAUAAACGCAACCGCAGUUUUCGAAUUGAUACUCUAAUGGGCCCACCGAAAUUCCGAGCGAUAACCAAUCGCGAUCAUAGCGAUGCAGGUGCUGCAGUUCGAUCGUACGCAUUCCAAUUGGCUGCCGAUAGCACAACGACUUUUUCUCAAAACAUCGAGAACUUCAUCAAGUGCACAAGAGAAGGCAAGGAAGAAUCCCCGCAUGUUGUCAUGCGCAACAUGCGGCAAUUCAUGUCCGGCAUGAAAAAUUAUCUCGUCAAGCAUGGAGAGCGCGAGUUCGAGAAAGAAGUAGAGAAGGAACGCUUGAAACUGAAGGCCAACGAAUUUCUAAAUCUUGAUGCCAUUCUCGAGGAUGUGAUGAUCCGUCUCGUUGUGAGACCACUACGCGAGCAUGUUUAUGAUCUUUUCGUUAAACAUUAUGCCGAAAAUGGCUCAUUGAAAACACUUGCCGAAAAUCUGCGCCAGGCGCAAAACCAAAGUCUUCAUGAUCUCGGCGCUAGUCCUAAAAUUUUGCCACCAUCAGCUGAAAGUUUGGAUAACAUUUUGAAAUACUUCGAGAAACUUCAAUACGUAGAUUCGCCGCUUGAGAAACUUGACUAUUUAUUAGACGCUAUUUAUGCCAUUCACAAUGCGGUUAAACAUGCAAAUGCAGGAAGGUCAGUUACUCUUGCAGCGGACGAUCUAUUGCCGAUUGUUGUUUGGGUCUUAAUUCAAGGUAAAAUUUUUGAUGCGGAAAUAGAAGCUGAAUUCAUGUGGGGUUUGAUACACCAAUCACUUCUCACGGGUGAAGGUGGCUAUUACCUAACAACAUUCUCUAGUGCCGUACAAUUCCUAAAAACUUUUAAACCUAGUCAAGGGACAACAUCUUCGUUCAGUCCUGGAUGUGGAGUUCCCGAUUGUUCUUGCGUACUUAAGGUACUUGUACCGGAUGAAUUGCAUGGUUCGCUCAUAACCAGAACAUUGCCUGCUAGACCAAAUAUGAAUACUCGUGAUGUUUGUCGCAUCUUAGCCCAUCAAAUGCGAUGCACUAAUCCUCAAGAUUAUGGUCUCUUCAAGUUGUCAUUCGGAGAAGAUACUCUGCUUUGGGAUCAUCAACGUCCUCAAGAUUUAACCGACUGUAUGCUAGUUUAUAAACGGAUCGAUGCUAAAAUUGCCUGGCCAAGAGCUACAGAUGUUAACCAAUGCAAAAUUACAGAUUCCUGAUCGAAUAUUUCACAGCUAAGAGCUGCAAGAAUAAUGUCAAUAGGUCUUUGUUCAUUCAAUUGAAGAAAAAUAAUGCAUGCAAUAAUGGUGACGGGAGAAAAAAAUUACCACGUUGAUAUUAUUUGUAAUA
Messenger RNA from Trichogramma pretiosum, 4302 nucleotides. RefSeq names its product protein sprint (gene spri). The record is from RefSeq and is a predicted model, not a curated record. Gene Ontology annotation, cellular component: endocytic vesicle; cytosol. NCBI's taxonomy places the organism in Eukaryota, Metazoa, Arthropoda, Insecta, Hymenoptera, Trichogrammatidae. Gene Ontology annotation, biological process: vesicle-mediated transport; signal transduction. The transcript has 15 exons. Bases 54 to 4172 code for a protein of 1372 amino acids. Gene Ontology annotation, molecular function: guanyl-nucleotide exchange factor activity; small GTPase binding.